UCCUCCCCUCCAGCUUCCGGCGAACAUCUCUCAUCUCUCAUCUCUCCUCUCUCCUCCCUCCUCCCUCCCACGGGUUCCGCUUCCUCUUCGUCUUCCCUCUCCUCUUCUUCUCGCUCUUGCCCUCCGGACCCGCGUGUGUACAUACAGUGCGCGCAAAGCAAUCCCAUCCCUUCUGUGAAUUGUCUGUUCCCCUGAUAGUUCCGGUGUCCAAUUGGGUACUGGUCCCGAUUGGAGGCUCUCGGGGACGUGGCUUGUUGGGAUACGGGGGCGCGUGGGGGGAUUGUUGGGUUUGCGUGUUGGUUUUGGCUUCUGUUGCUGUCGAAACUUCUGGGUCUGUGGAGAUAUGUGCGAUUUGGAUAUUGGGUUUUCGAUCGUUUAGCGUUUCGGGGGGAGGGCGUGUGUGUUUGUGCCUGAAUUUGGCUUGGAGUGGAGGGCCAAAGAUGGUUCUUUGACUGUGAAGUUGGGUUUUUUUUCUGGUGUGAAGGUUGUGUUGUUCCUUGCCACUUUUGGGUUUUAUUCGGACUUGUAGUAAUAGUACGGGGUCUUUGAUUGAUUUGUUGUCGAACAUGGGUGGCGUUGCUGGAUUCUGAGUGAGCAUCAGCUCGGGUUGUGUGGAUUUGGCGGCAACUGUUGGUCAGGAAUUUUCGAUCCUGUUUUGGUGUCGCUUGAUCGAGUCGAACAGGACGCUGAAUUGUCUUGGGGCUAGAGAAAAAUUUUAAGUUAAAGAGACCGAGACUUGGUUGUGUUGACUGUUGAGCAACUUUCGUUGAGUUAGGAUGGUGGAAUCGGUUGCUACGACUUCUCUUCUCGGGCAUCGGGUGUUGUAUGGCGGAAUUCCUGUCAAGGAUGCCUCUUGCAGGAGGAGAUCCCCUGAUAUGUGUCGGUUUCCUCCAACCGCAUUCUUAGGAAGAAGGGUGGUCACUUCUGUCUUGCCCAGGGUGCGAGUCGAUGCAGCAUUAGUUUCUUCAAUUAAGGCGCUCGCCAUGGAGUUGACAAAAGAGGCAUAUUCGUACAGGGAAGAAGAGAGAAUUCCACGGAACUUGAAUUAUGAGACUGGCUUGGAUGUUGACAGGAAGCCUGGUUUGUGGCCGCCUGAGAAUAGAGCCGAUGAUCCUUCACUACAUAACCCAUUGCUUCGACAAGAACGGAUGGGUUGUGGUUGGUUAGGUGCCAUUUUUGAAUGGGAGGGUGUUUUAGUCGAAGACAAUCCAGAUUUCGAGAAGCAAGCUUGGCUGGCUCUUUCUCAAGAAGAAGGGAAGUCCCAUCCUCCCACUUUUAUCCUCCGGAGGAUAGAAGGCAUGAAGAAUGAGCAAGCUAUCUCCGAAGUUCUUUGCUGGUCGAGAGAUCCGGCUGAGUUGAGGAGAAUGGCUGCAAGAAAGGAGGAGAUUUACCAAGCUUUACAGGGAGGAGUUUACAGGUUACGAGAUGGGUCAAGAGAGUUUGUCAAUGUUCUGAUGCAUUACAAGAUACCGAUGGCACUGGUCUCCACCCGCCCCAAAAAGGUUGUCGAAAAUGCCAUCGGUGCCAUUGGUAUUAAAGGGUGUUUCAAUGCCAUUGUAGCUGCUGAGGACGUUUACAGGGGGAAGCCCGAUCCCGAGAUGUUCGUGUAUGCGGCGCAGCUUCUUCAGUUCAUACCCGAGCGCUGCAUCCUGUUUGGCAACUCUAAUCAGUCGGUCGAGGCUGCCCAUGAUGCACGGAUGAAGUGCGUGGCUGUCGCUAGCAAGCAUCCCAUGUUUGAACUUGGGGCUGCAGAUCUGGUGGUCAGGCAUUUAGACGAGCUCUCAGUGGUUGAUCUGAAGAACCUUGCCGAUACUGAAAUGGCAGAGUUCGGUUCGAGGGAGCUGGAGCUGGAGAUGGAGGAAGAGGUAGAAACCGACCCAGAUAGGUCAUCCCUGGCAACCGUCGACGAUAAUUUCUGGUAAACUUCAAUUGAAUGUACAGUCAUAUCUAAGUACAAAUAUAUAUCACUUUUCUGAUUCUUGAUGAUGGCAAUCCCACGAUAGCCCAUGUAUAAGGGGGCAAAAGAAAAAGAAAAUAGAAAAGAAAAGUUGGUCUGCAUUGGACUGACUUUUCAUUUUAUCAUGUACUAUACUGUGAUUAUAUGUACAAUGCUCUGUAGCUAUUCAAAACUGCUUGUUACCCACUUGUUCUGAUUCAAGAAUAUGUGAACCUCUCACGACAUUAUUUGGCC
Messenger RNA from Syzygium oleosum, 2191 nucleotides. RefSeq names its product 5-amino-6-(5-phospho-D-ribitylamino)uracil phosphatase, chloroplastic. NCBI's taxonomy places the organism in Eukaryota, Viridiplantae, Streptophyta, Magnoliopsida, Myrtales, Myrtaceae. The transcript has a single exon. The coding region runs from base 777 to 1922 and encodes 381 amino acids. The record is from RefSeq and is a predicted model, not a curated record.